Helianthus annuus (common sunflower) is the source of this 823-nucleotide messenger RNA. Its product is annotated as pathogenesis-related genes transcriptional activator PTI5-like. NCBI's taxonomy places the organism in Eukaryota, Viridiplantae, Streptophyta, Magnoliopsida, Asterales, Asteraceae. Gene Ontology annotation, biological process: regulation of DNA-templated transcription; ethylene-activated signaling pathway. The transcript has a single exon. Bases 38 to 547 code for a protein of 169 amino acids. The record is from RefSeq and is a predicted model, not a curated record. Gene Ontology annotation, molecular function: DNA-binding transcription factor activity; DNA binding.
CAUGCUACCAUAGAAAAAAUCUCACAAAGAAAGAGAAAUGGCACCCACAACCAACGGUAACGAGUUACCUUUAAACGAGGACGAUUCGCAAGAUAUGGUGAUCUAUCAAGUUCUAAACGAAGCCAACACGAUGGUUGGCCCCAAUCUGAGAAAUAACCCUAGCGUUUCCAAAAGUUCCCUUGAUCCAACACGCGUGAUAACAAAGAGUAAGCACUAUAGAGGGGUGAGGCGUCGUCCAUGGGGUAAGUUUGCAGCCGAGAUUCGUGACUCCAAUCGACAAGGUGUGAGAGUAUGGUUGGGGACGUUUGAAACGGCUGAGGAUGCUGCGUUGGCUUAUGAUCGCGCGGCGUUUGAGAUGAGAGGCGCUAAGGCACUUUUGAACUUCCCGGCUAAGCUUGUGACAUCCAUAACAAAAGUUAACCAAGAAUCUAACUUGAAUCGAAAGGAUUGGCAAGGGUCGUAUUCAAGUACAUCGAUGAUGACUAAUUCAAUAGAUGAUCCGGGGUCAUCUUCUGAAGGAAAAGGAAAUAUGCUUCAGCUGUUUUGAAUUUAGAUAAGAAGAGAAGUAUUAAAUUGUUAGGAUUCAUUUAAACUACUUUUUAACCCUUGGAUUAUUUCGAAUGAAUGAUUGAGAUCUUCUCUAUAAUGUCUCUCUCAGUCUAAGAAUCACUAUGUAUUCUUUUUUCGUCCGAUUCAUGAGGAAAGGUAAAAAAAAAAGUAGUUUAUUUGGUUAAUAAUUAUUUGAUGGUUUGAGUUUUAGCUCACUAUAUGGAUGCGUAGAGUUAAAUGUUGUAUACUUGUAUAUCUUUUUGUGAUCUCCUCC